Molecule: messenger RNA, 669 nt
Organism: Dermacentor silvarum
Lineage: Eukaryota; Metazoa; Arthropoda; Arachnida; Ixodida; Ixodidae
Product: sulfotransferase 2A1
Exons: 3
Coding region: 1-669 (222 amino acids)
Biological process (GO): sulfation
Cellular component (GO): cytoplasm
Molecular function (GO): sulfotransferase activity
Source: RefSeq, a predicted model, not a curated record
AUGACUCCGUUCGAGCUUAUCAACGGACGCCAGCCAACGACGGUGCUCGACGCCAUGCUGCCACACGUAGAAAACGACGACCUCAACGCCGACGUCCAAGGCUACCUUCAACGUGCGGAGGAGGCCGGCCAGCUUGCUCGAUCACUCGGGUAUGUGGACAGUGAUGGCUGGGAGCCAUCUCUACCCGUGAGACUGUUCAUGACGCACCGGACACACAUCCGCGAGACUAUGAACAAGGAUGCCAAGUACAUCUACCUCGCUCGGAACCCAUGGGACAUCUGCAUCUCACUGUUUUGCAUGACCACAGACCUCAGCUGCUUCCAGCUCGAGGACGGCACAUUGCAAGAGUUCUUCGAACCUUUCAUCGAGGGAGACUUGGGGUACGGCAGCUACUUUGACCACGUGGCCUCAGCGUAUGCCAUCAAAGACGAACCAAACUUUUUCUUUGUGACUUACGAAGAGCUCAAGAAGGACAUGAAAGGCGCAGUUUUGAGACUGGCUAGCUUUUUGGGUGAAACAUACGAGAGGGCUCUGCUGCAAAACUCCCAAAUGCUACAGAAUAUUCUUGAAUGGUCCGAACCAGAACACAUGAGGAAAGUCAUCCUGGUUAAUUUCUCAGGAAACACGGUUACGAGCAAGGAAGGCUAUGGUGGAGACAGAGCAAAGUGA